AGUCAAGGUUUCCAACUGCGAAGUCAAGGAGGACAAUGCGAAGCUGAACGCGGACCAGACAGCCAUCGUGACCUUGGUGUGCAUCUUGACGGCCAUAGCGAUAGCCUCGACUGCAGUGGACUUGGUCAAGAGGGCCAUGCGAAAGCCCGAGAAGAAGGAGGCAGAAGCCGAAUCUCUCCUGUCUCGCUUCACGACGUCCUUCUCGAUGGUGCGGAGCCUGCGCAGCGUCUUCCGGCCCGAGACCAGCCUGGGCCCGCUGAGUGCCCUACAUGGACUGCGUUCGCUGACGCUACUCUGGUUCAUGCUGGGGCACAUCUUCCUGUUCGUCAACUACCAGUUCUUCCGAAAUCUGAUGAUCGCCGUGGGCUUUGCCAAGGACUUCUCCUUUCAGAUGGUCAUCAACUCGACGCUGGCCACGGACACAUUAAUCUUUCUCAACGGGCUCCUGUUCGGCUACCACGGCCUUGUGGACCACGAGUCGACCGGCAGACGACGGCAGCCUUUCUUUAGCGUGCUCCACAAAGCGUUCAGGGCCGUGGUGUCGAUGCUACUGGCCACCAUGGUCGCCAUCUUGCUGCCCGUCAUCGGAUCCGGCCCCAUGUGGAAGGAGACGAUGGACAGUGUGGCGCAGAACUGUCACGACAACUGGUGGCUCAACGUCCUCUUCGUCAACAACAUUUUCGUCGCGCCACACGAGCGGUGUAUGGAGAUCACCUGGUACUUCGCAGUGCUCAUCCAGCUGUGCCUUGUUGGCAGCGCCGUCAUAUUUGUCCUGCAAAGGCGCUUCUUCUUGGGUGUGGUUCUGAACGCCACCCUGGUGGCUGUGGGCAUCAUUUCUAUGGGCGUGCUGACAGCCACCUACAAGUUGCCACCCACCGUUCUCUUCGCGCAGGCUGACAUCAACUCGCGGCUCAUGAUGGAAGACAUCAUGUACCAAAAGCCCUGGGCUCAUUUAGGCCCCUUCUGCAUUGGCAUUGGCCUCGCUUGUAUCGUCACACGAAAGCCCGUUGUCACGCUCAACCCGAUCCUGCGCGCAUUGGGUUGGGUCUGCUCAUUCCUCUGUGCCGUGGCGGUGGUGUUCGGCGCAUACCGAUGGAACUGCGGCGACGGCGUGGACACCGCGCAGGCCGCGCUCUACGCAGCCGUGCACCGUUCCGUGUGGGCCUUCUCCGUGGCGUGGGUCGCCUUCGCCUGCAUCACCGGGAAAGCAUGGUUGGUGGGCGACUUCCUGUCCUGGCCGGCCUUUGGUCCCCUGAGUCGCAUGGCGCCGCUGGUGUUCCUCCUCCACCCGCUGGUACAGAACAUCUUCACAGCCUACGUCCGAGAGAGGGUGCAGGCAGACCAGCUGAUGGCGCUGUUCCUGUUCUGCGGCCUGAUCGUGCUCGGUUACCUGGGCGCGGUGAUCUGCAGCGUGCUGGCCGACGCCCCGCUGCACUCCCUCGAGCAGCUGAUGUGCGAGCGCCUCGGCCUGAACGGCGUCGGCCGCGAGGGCUGUCCGCGCCGCUUCCUCGAGGUGGCCAAGCCGGUGCUCAAGGCACUGCCGCUUCCCAGUUGCACCAAGAUCACCAUCCUGGGCGAGAAGGCUCAACCCGCGGCGGCCGCGAGCACCGACGCGAACCGCCUGCCGCCCGAGUGUCGCCUCUAGGACGCGAAGGACUCUUCUGCACGGGGCGAAGCACGGGUAGCGGCGGCAAGGCCACGCUGUCCAGCUGUGACAUUCGUGCUCUGCGCUUUCCAAGAGAUCUACGCGUUCGUGUGCUGCGCCAUAGAAGGUGACCGCGGGCGCCCCGCGAUCGGAGGCGGGCCCGAAAAGAGAGGAGGAGAAAACGCCUCGUCCCCUUCUCCCCACCCACCACUUUUGUUUCUUGCACUCAUACAGGGGUUGGAGGAGGCCUGAAUGUCCGCGCGUUUCACGCGCUCGCCCGCGUCACCAGCCAUUUUUGUCCAUAGGCGGCACGACGCGCUUUCAUGGGGCCCUUGAUUCGUCAGGUUCAACUAACUGCAACUGUCAAUGGGCCUCUCUUCAUUUUUUCGUCCCAUAAGCAGCUAGCCCGCGCGCAUCGCAGGUGGCUAUAGUUACGCAUUGUUCUGCCUUGUGCACUCGGCUGCUGCGAAGUCAUUUAUGUAUUCGCAUCGUGGGUUCAGGUACGCCUCUGUGACGGUGUGGAAGUGCUGUCUCAGUUGGCUGUAUAGAAGCACGCAAAAGAAAAAUUCAUUAUUCAUUUGUGACGGUCGCGCGCAGCAUUGCUGUGGGAUGCCCCUUCAUUGUGAAUAUUUGACGUCCUUGGGUAGCACUGGAGACUAUUUCUCUACAAUUUUCUCGCCAGCGGAUCCAUUGACCUUCGCAAAUCGUGUAGCUCCACACAUAGUGGUCCUUUCCAACGAAACAUGUCUCUGGAAACAGUGUGCGCUCCCACAAAAUUUGAGCACCAAAACUAAAUUAUAAUGACACAGAUCAAGAACCGCAAUCAGAAAAUUGCUUGCUUAUGGUAUCAUUGGUAGGUUGCUUGAACAUUCAGCCCUGCUCAGGCUUGCGCGGUGUAUACAGUUAACGACACAAGCCUGCAAAGUGCAGCAGGAGCCCAGCAAUGCUAGAAAACCACGUGUUUCAAGCCGUGUUGCCGAGUAAGCGACUUGCUUCUUGAGUUUCUAAGCUGGAGUUCGGGUAUUUGUAUCACUAAAAAGUACAGAUACAAGAAACUUCCACGCUUAAUUAGCAAUGUUUCACAUUGGAGGUGUCAGAAAUACAAGCUUAAGGUAGCUUGAAUGCCUGAAUGUGUCAUGGUCACAUUUCUGCGCGUACGUACGAUGGCCCUUGUGUGUUGCGCCUGAUGAUGGCAGUGAUCUUCCUUGCAGCAACCUUACCGAGGCAAUAAAUUCAAAAGAGUUAUUUCUCGGCGCUGGCAAGCCAAUGGAAUUUGACGCGUUUCUAAUCUUUAGGAAACCAAUUUUUGAUGCCAACAUUCUCUCUUUUUUUCGUGGAAAUCUCUCAAGUUUUAAGGGGGGAAGCGUUUUCAAUCCUGGGUGCACGCUAUUAAAGAACCGUGAUCAUGGCGCUCCUCGCUUGGUGACACCUUCGUUUGUCGCGAGCUUCAGAUAUCAGCACAUUCUACUUCUUUACACUGUUGGUACAGCGUAAAAGUGGGGAUGUUCAGUGCUGAAAAGCGAAAGGUUUGGAUAUUAGGUAUAUCAAUUCUUGCAUGAGCACUACGAAGAGUACAAUAAAGGCCGGACAUUUACGUUUAAGAAUAACAGUCGGGCAUAUUUCUUUCUGCUAAUGCCGACUGAAAUCAGGUCCUCGAUCGCUGAGUGCACAAAUAAUACCUAAUGGCCACGCGUAUGGGAAAGCCGUUUCCUGUUUUCAGCACGAUUAAGACUUUGUUUGAAGCACAGUAGGGCGUACGCGGGGGCGAGGAUGUUCGCAUGACUCUGCUUGGAGCGUACUCCGCGAAGUCCCAAUUUCUUUGAGUAUCUUACGCACAAAGCUUGUCCGACAUGGAGCACUGCUUGGUAUCUUCGUCGAGGAUUGAGUACAGUGGAUACCGCCGGUUAAGCCGCGUCGCAAGCAUCACGUAAGGCGCGAUUUAUUCAGUAUUCCCACGCACACAGAGAGUUACAAGAGCUUAACGAAUCCGAUUCCGGUUUGUUCCUAAUGUUCCUAUUCUGUUUGUUUGCACUUCCCCUCGUGUACGCAGUGGGUGAAGCGAAACAGUCGUUGCUGUGUCAUACAGAGAUUAUGAAGCAAUGUUGGUCACGUUUAUAAAUAUUUUCACGUAGGAGAUAUUUUCUGUCGUUCUUCCGACCGUAAGCCGAUCGCACGGUGAGAAAGACGUUGUUACGUUGGUGGAGCCAGAUAGUUUAUAUUUUGUUGAUGGGGAUUGAAUAGUCUUAGUUUUACACAAAGCGUAUAGGCCAAAGUUUCUGCGCAAGUACCGAGCGAGAAUACCCUGCGAUAAAGAGAACGUAUCGACGGAAAGCAUUUGCAUAGUGCCAUUGGCAGCCAGUGAGCUUAAGGCAGUUGUUUGCUACCAAGUAUUCGUGGAAGGGCUUGUUGUCACAAGUGCUUCUUAUACCUGUUGUCUGAUAACUUCCUUGUUAGCGUUUAUUGUCUCUUUGGUCUUUGUUUCCAACCCAAGAGCUGUCGCUCAGGUCGACUCGUUCCAAAGCGCGACACACCUUGUAAAUAAAGACGCGCGUCCCAUGGAAUGGUCACGCUUUAUUUCUCUUCUCAUUCCCUUCCAGACUGUACAUACCGACAAUGUACCCACAAACUUAUCGAAUAAAACUAAAUACCCUGUUUUA
Molecule: messenger RNA, 4302 nt
Organism: Dermacentor andersoni
Lineage: Eukaryota; Metazoa; Arthropoda; Arachnida; Ixodida; Ixodidae
Source: RefSeq, a predicted model, not a curated record